AUGUCAAGCUGCUCCUCUGGUCUGUCCUUCUCAAUCGACGGACUGAUGAAUUCGAACAGGAAGGUGGCCCGAAGCAGAGAGUCUACUGGUGACUCGUCGGUAUCGACUGCUCACGUUUCCUCCGUCGCCCACUGGUCAAGUAAGACCACCAACAGGCGCGACGACAUGGUGCUGACGAGCAACCAAUCAGACGACAGUAUCAGCCGCGUGGGCGUCUGGGAGUCUUUCAGGGCCGGCGGCAAGGAGACAAUAGGUGCCGAGCUUCUCUACAGCGACUCUCGAGGCUGGGAUAACAGCUCGGACAGGGAGGACCCCAACACAGCUGCUAAGACCUUCGUCUGUCCGCACUGUGACAAGGUUUUCAAUGCCCACUACAACCUAACCCGUCAUAUGCCCAUCCAUACGGGCGCGAGACCCUUCAUCUGCAAGGUCAGUCCGUACGUUUAA
Molecule: messenger RNA, 447 nt
Organism: Spirometra erinaceieuropaei
Lineage: Eukaryota; Metazoa; Platyhelminthes; Cestoda; Diphyllobothriidea; Diphyllobothriidae
Source: the annotation of a GenBank genome assembly